Molecule: messenger RNA, 1041 nt
Organism: Condylura cristata (star-nosed mole)
Lineage: Eukaryota; Metazoa; Chordata; Mammalia; Eulipotyphla; Talpidae
Gene: CD5L
Product: CD5 molecule-like
Cellular component (GO): membrane
Source: RefSeq, a predicted model, not a curated record
AUGAAGACGAGUCUCAAGAUAACUGAGUAUGUCUUUGCCCCCUCUGGGCUGCCCCAGAGAUCUCCAGUCACUGUCUCAUUGUCUCAUUUUUUUGCAGAGUCUUCAUCCAGGCUACGACUGGUGGGAGGCCACCACCACUGUGAAGGGCAGGUGGAGGUGGAACAAGGCCUGUGGGGCACCAUUUGUGAUGAUGGCAGGGACUUAAAAGAUGAUGCCGUGGUGUGCUGGGAGCUGAGCUGCAGACCAGCCAAGGCAGUGCCCUUUGGUAAUUUAUAUAAGCCACCAGCAGCAGAAGAACAAAAAGUCCUCUUCCAAAAUGUCAGUUGCACAGGGAUGGAAGAUGCACUGUCUCAGUGCAAUAAAAAUGAAGAUGUUUUUGACUGCUUUCAUGAGGAGGAUGCAGGUGUAUCCUGUGAGAUGCUAGAGAGCUUGUGGUUGGUUGAUGGCCCUGGACGCUGUAAGGGGCGUGUGGAGGUGAAGCGCCAAGAUCAGUGGGGUACUGUGUGCAUAUCGCAAAGAGGCCUCCCAGCUGCAAAGGUGAUGUGUCGGCAGCUAGGGUGUGGGAGGGCCACAAGCACCCAAAGAUGCUGCAAUAAGCACACCCAGGGCCUAGGGCCCAUCUGGCUGAGUUGGUUGUCAUGUUCAGGACAAGAAAAGAGCCUUGCAGACUGCCCUUCCGGACUCUGGGGGGAGAACAGCUGUACCCACGAUGAAGACAGGUGGGCUGAGUGUGAAGAUCCCUUUGACCUGCGGCUGGUAGGGGAAGACAGCGGCUCCUCUGGCAGACGGCUGCACAAGGGGGUUUGGGGCUCCGUCUGUGACGACACUGGGGAGAUAAACAGGACGGGGGUAUGCAGGCAACUGGGCUGUGGGGAGUCCCUCGCUCCCCCUGCCAAAGACGGGAGACGCUUUGGUGGUGGAGUUGGCCAACUCUGGCUGGAUGACGUUCGUUGCUCAGGGAAGGAGCAGCCCCGAGAGCAGUGCCACAAGGGAGACGUGGGUGUGGUCUGCUCAGGUGAAUGUCGUAGGUGGAGCUCAUGA